Macrosteles quadrilineatus (aster leafhopper) is the source of this 1035-nucleotide messenger RNA. RefSeq names its product ras-related protein Rab-34-like. Lineage: Eukaryota; Metazoa; Arthropoda; Insecta; Hemiptera; Cicadellidae. The record is from RefSeq and is a predicted model, not a curated record. The transcript is spliced from 7 exons. Bases 101 to 886 code for a protein of 261 amino acids. Gene Ontology annotation, molecular function: GTP binding; GTPase activity.
CAUUUAAGAAUAAGUCAUGAGCCAGAUGUAUUAUUUAUUAAAUAAUUGAUUUGUUUUACAUGUUGAGUGUGUAAAGUCAGUUAAGAUCCUGAACUUCUGUAUGUAUGAAUCACGUUCAGCAACCUACAAAAUAAUGCAACAAGAAGCGCCUAAGAAUCGUCAAAUACUGAAAAUGCCAAAUCCCUACAAAGUGCUUGCUACCCCAUUCUUGGAACAUGAUUUUUGUCAAAAGACUCUGCCAGCUCACACAUGCAUGAGAAUAGCUAAGGCAAUAUUUUUGGGAGAUGUAGCAGUAGGAAAAACGUGCAUUAUUAAUCGGUUCUGUCAUAAUGCUUAUGACAAUGACUACAAGACAACCAUUGGAGUGGACUUUGAGGUGGAAAGGUUUGACAUUUUGAACACUCCAUUCAGUCUGCAAAUAUGGGAUACGGCUGGUCAGGAAAGGUUCAGAAGCAUCGCGUCAUCAUAUUACAGAGGAGCCCACAUAUUGGUGCUGGUGUUUGACUUCACCUCAGUGCGGACUUUGUUCAGCUGUGCCUCUUGGCUCAGAGACGCUAUGAGAGUGAACCCUCAAGCUCCCCUUGUCUUCUUACUGGGCAAUAAGAUGGAUCUUGUGUCGCAGGCAAGCCGGUGUGAGAUGGAGAAGAUAGCCAUAAAGACGGCCACUCAGCUCGGCGCAGAGUUUUGGCCAGUCUCUGCGCGGACAGGGGAGAACAUUGAGGAAGUUUUCCGCAGAAUGGCUGCCCUCGCCUACCACAGGAUCCUGUGUAUUGAGGAGGAGAGGAAGAUCAACAUAAUGACUAUUGGCAAUAUUGAUGGACCGAGGAAACUGACCAAUAAAGUGCUGAAGAAGAAGAAGAGUGCCUGCAUUGACUGCUACACCUGAUGAUGCUACAUUCAUGUCUCAAUGCCCACCUAGUCUAGUCGUGUAAUGUUCUUUCAGUACAAACUGUUCUGCCUAGAAUUAAGAUAAACAAAUUUUAAAAGUAAAUGUAUUACAUAUUACGUAUAGUGUUUUUAAUGAGAAAAAAUAAA